GCUCAAGUCUGUGACAGGGCACCAGCAGCAUGUUAGAGGAAGGCAUGGUUGGGGCACCCACCACCCGCCCCAGGGAUGGUCACAUCGGGAUGGGGUCUCUCAAUGGGGUAGGUGGCCAGGGCCAGGAGAGAAGCCGCUGGAAGGUUCUCCAGCAGGCACAGGCAGAGGAUCUGCCUUCACCAGGAGGAUCGCAUGAGGUUCUGGUGUCCACACUCUCCUUCUGUGGUCAAAAGAUCUCUAUCACUGCAGAGGUCCUACCACUGUGGGGGUGCCCAGGGCAGCCCCCAGCUCUGUGUCCAGGCACUCCCUGCUCUCCCUGGCCAGGCUGGGGCCUGACACUGCGCCGGGCACUGGGGCCACCCCGCACGGGGUGCGCAUGGGAGCCCAGGGGGCACGGGGUCAGCAUGUGAGGAGUGGGAAGGGGACAGCCCUGGUCUGCUGAGGCCCUGCAGCAGGCACCCUGCUGCGGCCCUGCAGGUGAAUGUCACCAGCAGCUCCCCAGGGAGAGGAGGGCAGUGGGAUGCUGAGCACCGAGGUGCUCCCAGACGUGAUGACCACAGCAAUGGCCAUGGCUUAGACCCUGCAUUUCCCUCUCCCCACCUCGGGUCCGGCUGCAGCCCGGUGCCCGGGGACUUUGUCCUCUUACCUGGGCAGCUGCUGCUUCUUGUUGGAGUGAGCGGGCUUGUGUUUCGGGGCGCCGCGAGGCCCCCACUUUAUAGCCUGGCAAGGGCAGACCCCCGGGCGGGCACACAAAGGAACUGCCAGCUCAUCAGUGUCUGCGCGGCCGCCCAGUCAUCACAUCCUGCAAAGCGCUGGGCGAGCUGGAAGCCUCUCCCCGGCCCCGUGCCCAGCCGCUGAACCCAGCACUUUCCUUUGUGCCCGCGGCACAACAGAAGACCUGACCGUGCCACUUUGCAGCGCGCGGCGGCACCCGCUGCCCCGCGUGCGGCAGCCCCGGCAGGGCAUAUAUAGCCCUGGCACGGCCAGGCCAGCGCCGGCACCGGCACAGGCACACUGCCCUCCCCUGCCCACCGCCCCUGGCACCAGGCUCGCACGGACGCCCCAGUGCCACUGCUGCCGCAGCCCCACAGCGCCCAGCCUGCAGCCACACUGUACCCAUUUCUCCCCUCCAAACACUGAACCUCUUGCUUUGAACAUCACUCUGUGCCCAUAAGUGCCUGCAGCAGUGCUCUGAAGAUGCCAGAAAGUGAGACCUGAGUGUUCUGAAAUGCUUCAGAAACUGUUUUUUUUCUCAAAUGAUGUGUAAUUGAAGCUGACACUUUCUGAACCAUCUGAGUGCCUGAAAAUGGAAAAUGGUGUUUGCUCUCUGUUGGGAAUGUCCCUGCUCACUGGCAGGGCUGUUCUCUUGCUUUUUAGCCCAUUUGCCCCGUGCUGUGCUCCCCCUGUACCACCCCUAGUUUUGCCACCACCACACUCACGGUGCCAAACCCCAUACAGUGUUUUGGGGCAUCAGCUCUGUCUGACUGGCACAGGAGAAGGGUUGCAGGGUGGCUGGAUGGGGACAUGCCAGCACUGGGCUCUGUGGCAGAUGAGCCUGAGGUGCCACUUCUCCUGCACGCCAUGGUACCUUGGGGAGACCUUCUCCUGAGUUCCUCUGAGCCUCUGAUCAGAUCCUCUCCCUGUUUGCCUGCUGUGAUCCUUUUCAUCCUGUAAAUACCUGCACACUCCUUUGGAACACCCCCAGCUUCCCGCAGCAUCCAGCAUCAGUGCUCCUGGGCACUACCUCACCCGAGGGUGUGUGGUCAGAGAGUUCAGAGCCCUGUGUUUUGCCCUCAUCUUUUGUUCCCCUCAUGUGUCACCCAGCAGCAGUGGGAUCCAGCUGUGCCCUCUGGGCUAUUGCUCAAAAUCCCUAACAAAAAGGAAGUAUUGAUCUGCUCUUUUCCCGAGGUUUUUUGGCGGCCGCGCUGUGCCCAUGAUGUGGCUGGGUGUGGGGGCUGCUGCCCCAUUACCCUGGGCACUGCCACAGUCUGGUUCUCACCUGGACACUGGGCAGUGGUUUAGGAUUCAUGAUUUCAAUUGGCACCAUGGAUUUUACCCGACUUUCUAAUUUAACCUGCCCUCUCUUCCUCUGGGAGCCAGAGUGGAUGUUCUACCUGGCUGCCUCCCCUGUGCCUCCUGGGCAUUAAUCAGCAGGUCUCACCCACCCCCUGCUCCUGACUCUGCUUCCUCUUCCAAAUCCCAGCACCUUUGAAAUUGGGUAUUGGGAAAACAUUUCAGAGGGACUGAGCUCUGCUCCUGAUGGCUGCUCUGUGCUGCUCCACGUUACUCUGAUCACACAGUAGCUCCAUGGUUUUCCUGAGCCAGUGCUGUGGCAGGGCUGACAGCAGGGAUCUGUCCUCGGUGGUUCCUGAGCACCCCAGACACAAAAUCUCUGUCCUCCCUGUGCACCAUCCCUGCCGCUGGCUGCAGGUGCUUUAGAAAGCCCCUCUCUGCUCCAUCCCACCCUGGCACGGGGGUGCCUGUGGGAUGCGCAGCUCCAACAGCAAAGCACAAGGCCAGAGCUGGCACAGCAAGGCUGCAGAGGGCACGGGAAUGGGCACAGGGGUUUGUUCUGCCCUGGUGAGUUCCACUGCCCACGGAGCUCCCGCUGCUGCAGCCCUGCCCAGUGCUGAGUGGUACCGUGGGUACACCCGGCACAGCCCAGCUCUGUGGCCAUAUCCCCGUGCCAGGACAUGGCGUGGAGAGCAAGCGCAUGGUGGUCACUGUGCUGGUGGCCAGCACAAGCUGAGUUUAGCUCAGGCCACUGUAAGAGGUUGGGGACAAAUUGUGCCAAAAGGCUUUUGCUGGGGUUGCAGAUGUCGGGACAGCCUGUGCAGCCGUGGUGCAGCCGGGGAUGGCUGCUUGCAUUGAGCCCCCCAGGCUGCUGUGCUCGCCUGCUCUGCCUCCCCUGCAGUGCCCAGGGCUGACGGGGCUGCAGCUGCACGAAGGAUGCUCCAGCUCAGCUCCCUGGCAGUUUCCUGGCAAAUGCUGUCCCAAAACACAGCUCUCUCUGGGAAUACAAGUUUUCUCACUUGGCCUAACAGCCUCCAUUGGCUGCUGCCUGCUCUGAGGUGCAGGCUGGGUGGGUGGCUCUGCCCAGCCCUCGGAGCCCUGGCAUGCUCCUGACACGACCCCGGGGUGAUUUAUGAGGUGUGGGGGUCACGGUGAGUAAAGCUAAAAGGUAUUUAGGUUCCCAAAAUGCAGGUGCAGCAGACUCUUUUCAGUGCACAGAGGCAGGAGGCUGCUGCAGCAGCGGCCCAAAACAUGACCUACACCUCCAGUCCCUCACAUGCCUUUGCAAACCCACCCCUCACUUCCCAUGCCCUUGUUCCCUGCUUGUUACAGUGUCCAUGGCUGCUGUGUGCCCACCCUGCAAUGAACUGCCCUGGAUUUCAGGGAGAGCUGUUCUGCCCUCCCAGGGAGAGCAAGUACAGACGUGUCCUUCCUCCCACUUCCCAGAACUGGGUGAGGAAAUCUCCCUGCGCCCCCAGUGCAGGCAGUGCUGCCUGCAGGCAGGAGGAGCACUGCCAGAGUGGGAACACGGCCCCAGCUCAGCCCUGUGCUGGGGAGGGCACGCUGCAGAAAUGCUGGCAGACCCGGGGGGCAAUGCCCCGGCUCUGGAGCUGUGGGGCCGGGGGUCAGAGCCCACGCCCGGUGGGCCCGCUCGAUGUCCCGGCUCAUCAGCGUCUCUGACACGUUUCCUUUGUUCUGCCCGGUCCCUCCUCCCCGCCAUGUGCUGAGUUAGGGGUUUCAGUAAUGCUCCCCUGGGCUCUGUCUCUAUCUGGAGGCUAUAAAAACCCAGCCAGAGGCUGCGGGACGUGUCACCUCCCUGGGCACCAGUGCCUCACCCCAGGUAAGCGGCAGAGCCUGGGGCAGCUGCCCUGUCACCGUGGCUGGGGCCUGGGAGCAAGCAGUCGUGGGAACACGUGGAGGAGCAUCCAAGAUCUGGGGUUAGACCUCACCUUGGCACAGGAAGCAGUGGCAGUGGAUUGGGGGACUGGGGGCUUGGGAGACUGGGGAAUCAGGGGUCAUCGCUGGCCAUGGCAGUGGCAGGGUGCUGAUACUCAGUGUGGGCACAUGGCCACCUCCACAGCACUCCCAGCUCAGCACUCCUCUGCCUGCACUAGCUGCAUGCACGGGUGCUUUGGCUCAGGGAUCUGCCAGUGGGAGGAGUCUCCCCGGGCACGGGCAGGCAGUGCUAGGAUGGCUGCCAGGGACAGGUGCCCACUGCUCUGCACAGCCCAGGCAGCAGCUCUGGGUAGGCAGGGAGAGCCCUAGCCCAUGCUUUUCUGCUCCAGCAGGAAGCAACCCCCUUUUUGCCACCCACGCUUCUGGUGAAGAGAUGUGCGUGGGCUCCUGAGGGUGUUUCAUCUGGGCAGAGGGGCAGUUUUGACAGUCCUGUUCCCCUGUGCCCUGGCAGAGCCACCAUGACCCACCGCUGCAAGAGAUCCUCCGGUCUCUGGAAGAUCGCGGUGUGGGAUGAGCCUUUUUUCCAGGGCAAGAAGCAUGAGUUCACCACCGACUGCUACAGCACCCUGGAUCAUGGCUUCAGCACCGUCCGCUCCUGCAGGAUCGAGAGCGGGGCGUGGGCAGGCUUCGAGCACUGCGGUUUCCAGGGGCAGCAGUUUGUGCUGGAGCGCGGCGAUUACCCGUGCUGGGAGGCGUGGAGCGGCAGCAACGCCUACCAUGUGGAGAGGAUGUGCUCCUUCCGCCCCAUCGCCUGCGCCGACCACGGGCGCAGCCGGCUGAUGCUCUUCGAGCAGGAGAACUUCCAGGGCAAGCGGGCAGAGAUGAGCGACGACUGCCCCUCCCUGCCCGCCCUUGGCUGGGGCAGCAGCACCGUGGGCUCCUUCCUUGUCCGCUCCGGCGCGUGGGUCUGCUCGCAGUACCCGGGGUACCGAGGCUUCCAGUACCUCCUGGAGAGCGACAGCCCCGCAGGCGAAUACAAGCAUGUGCGGGAGUGGGGCUCCCACGCACAGACGGGACAGGUCCAGUCUAUCCGCAGGGUCCAGCAGUGACUGCGGUGCCGGAGCCCCUGCACCACCGGCCACGUGCCCUGGGCACCGUCUGUCCCGCGGGGCAGUGGGGGCAAAGCUCAAUAAAGGCUCAGUUGUCCAAGGCGGCACUGGCAGUUGGGGAAGGGGGGACCAUGAGGGUGUGUGGUCGGGAGUGAUGUCAUGUGUGGAGGCAGAGUGGGGGGUCUGCAGGGGCAUGGAUGGAGUGAGUGGGAUCUUUUCUGCCCCUGCAACCAGCACAUGUCCCUGUCACAGGCAGGUAAAGCCCUGUGCCAGCCCAGCUGCAGGCUCAGGGGCUCUGCAGAACCCCCACAUCCCACUACACUAUAGACCCCGUCUGCUCUACCAGCACCUGCCAGGGGCUGGAAGGAGCUGCAGGACUCAGCAAGUGGCAGGUGCAUGCUGUGCACCUAUCCCCACAUUCAUGCACACCCCUGCACCCAUCCGAGCACUGAUCCCUUACUGCCCUACGCCCAGUGCACAGCCAAAGCUGGAAAUGUGGCAGGAAAAGGCUGGUCUAGAAAAAUUCCUCAUUUCAGAAGAGCUCUGGAGAAAAGGUUUGAUGUGAUGAAAAUGUCCCAUCCAUGACAUUUGCAGUAGCAGGGCCACCAGUGGAGGGAAUGGGGAAUGCUGCCCAGAAAGGGAUUCUGUCUGCUGGAAUCACAAUAAAAAAGGCAAAAUAGAAGAAGAAACAAAAAGUUUUGGGAAGGGCUGAGUGAAACCCUCCUGCACCCCAGGGCAAACCCGUCCAGGGCCAGCAGCCAGCGAGACCCAAGGAGUGGAGCUUCCUGGCCUCUCUAUGGCCAAAGAUGGGGGGGACCCCUGUCCUGGGCCCCCUUCCGACCCUGCCUAGCUCCUGAGCCCCAGGGUGGGGCAGGGGGCUGGGUGAUGAUCCAGCACACAGCCAGACACGGUGGACAGCUGGCAGAGGGACCGGUGGUCCCCAGGGACCCGGCAGGGACCUGGAGAACAAUGCAGGAGCCCAGCAGCUGCACAGCUCUGAGGAGGGGCUGUCACGGCCCUCUGACCGGGAGUGGGGCUGUCCCCGGGAUGGAGGGGCUGUCCUCCGGCAAGGCUGUGUCCCCAGGCCGGGCUGGGUCUCUUGCCAUCCCCCCUACCGAGCCCAGCCACAUCCUGCCCACCACGGCCCCAGGGAUGUGCCCGCAGCAGCCCCUGCCCAGCGACCCGUGUCCCCUGGGCCACCCCAGGGCUGUGGGGUGCCCACACCACCCCAAAGGGCUGUGGGGAGCCUGUGACACCUCGGGGGACGGUGUCCUGGCAGGGGGCAUGACAGUGGCCUUUCUAUCGGCUGUCGUGGCAAAGGGGUCCCCGGGGUCUCCCGAAGCGGGAUCGGUGCAGAGAAGUGCGGGAAGGGUGCGGGGAGCGAUGCGGGAGCAGGGCUGGAAGCGAUGCGGGAGCGAUAUGGAGCGGAGAGCAGUGCGGGAGUGCUGCGGGGGGAAGGUGACUUGGUCGCAUUUCCAGCAUUAAAAUUUAAAGCGAGUUGCAGCAUCCUCCUACGCCGUAGGUAGGGCCGGGGGGGCCGGGGGCUGCGGGAGGAGGAGUUUGCGCGGCCGCCUCUUCCUCAGGGAUGCUCUGGGAAAGCUCCAGCACAAAGGAGCGGCGCGGAGGGCAGAAGCGAGCGGAGCCGGCGCCCCCCAGCCCCAACCCGGUCCCCGGGAGCAGAAUCCUCACCAAGAAUAGGGCUCCUGCCAGGUAAAUGGAUUCUUGCCUGAUUUUCAAUGCCCCUGGGAAGAAUUGUAGCCAAAAUGCUGGUUUACUGCUUUGUCUCCUAAUCCCCGUUUUCUCCUGAAGCUGGGGAUCCUGGGUGGGGAUUAGAGGCGAGGCUGGGGCCAACACUCCUGGGGCACAGCACAGCCCCUCCUUCAGAGUUAACCUGCCAGAUGCUCCUCUUGCGGAGCCAUUUUCUCUCCCUCAUUGUCUUGCAGCCUUUUGUGUGUGUGAGUAGGUCCUGCCCAGGGCCCCAGGAGGAGCCCAGAAAUAAUCAGGUUUUCUGGCGUUCUGGGUUUUCAGGGAGCCUUUCACACCCUCACCCUCCCUUCUCCCAGGCUGCAGACUCAGAGCUGCAGACAAAGGUGGUAGUGCCUGGCACUGCUGCAGCAGCACGGGAGCCUGGGAUGUGCCAGAGCCUAGGCUCUGCUGGAUGGCAGCAAGGGUCAGGCAGCGAUGGCAGGGCCCAGGGCAAAGGUAUUUGGCCACCCUGCUGGGAGCUGGGGGACUGGGGUGCCCAGAUGCCACAUCCCACAGAUCAUCUCUCUGGGCACAGGCAGUUCAUGGCAAUGCCGUGCCUGCUGUGGCCUUAUCUCCCUGCUCCUGCCUGCUGUGGAGCCUGUGCUCCUGUCCCUCCCUCUUCACUCCAAGGGGGGGGUCUAGCCCCUGUUUAACCCAGGUGCUCAGCAGCACCGUAUGUGCCACCCACCCUGUGUGGCAGAGGAAGCUCUGGCUCAUGGCUGGCAAUCACUGCUCACUGUGCCCCAGACAGAGUGUUUAGCUGAGCCCUGCCUGCACAAAAUUGUUUUCCCUCCCUGUCUCCUGGGAUGUGUUUCGUUCCCGGGUGAGAGAGGCCAUCCCACAGCCAUCAUGUCCCGCCUGCCUCACCACAGGCACCUCCCGCUCUGAUCCCACCUCCCGCUCAGAUCCAGGCAGGGGAUCCAUUUAUCAGAUGCUCGAUGGCAUCUCCGGAGCUCAUUCCCGCAGCUGGGUUGCAAAUGCUGCCUGGACAUGCUGUCCCCAUGGGAGGGACUGUCCUGCCAGCAGUGCCUGCGGCAUGUGGUGACAAUGAACAGCGGGAAGCUGGAGCAGCUCCACAGCUGAACAUGCAGAGUCAUCACGGCCCAGCUCCCCCAGGACCUGCUGCAGUCCUGGCUUUUCCAGGUGGGCAGGGCAGGAGCAGGAGCAGGGCAGCAGCAGGAGAAAGGCAGGAGCAGGAGCAGAGCAGGAGCAGGAACCGGAGCAGGUCAGAAACAGGAGCAGGGCAGAAGCAGGAACAGGGCAGGCAGUGUGGCUGGCUGCAGACAUGGGCUGGCUGCUGGCACCAGCCACGUGUCCCUGUAUCCCUGUAGAGGUGGAGUAGCAUCCACCACAGUGCAGUUGUGACUGCCAGCUGUCCCAGUACAACUGGUGCCUGCGAAACCACAGGGUCCCAGUGACCCAGCUUAACCACAGGGCAGGAGCAGAGCUGGCAGAGGCAGCAGUGGCAGUGGCAGUGAAAGUCAGUCCCUGCCCCCAGUGCAGGGGUUCCCACACCAGGUAGGGACAGUUUGGGGCAUUGCCACCAUUUCUGAUGUGGUGGUUCCUGGUGCCCCCCUGUGCCUGGUGGUGGGUCUAGCUCCCCGCUCUGCAAGGGGAAAGGGACAGGAGGAUCCCUGCCCAGCCCUCCUGCCAGGCUCCUGCCAGCUUGGCUCGGCUCUGCCUGAGGACGGUGCUGUGUGUCUCUCCCUUGCUGCGUUGGUUGUUUCUUUUGCAGCUGCUAAUGACUGACCUGAAGUCUGUUCACACAGUCCCCUCGCGGCCUCCACAGCGCAGAGCCACACAGGAUGGGGGGACAUUGCACGGCACUUGCAUAGCUGGUGACCACAGUGCCACCACCCCAGAGGCACGGCCUCAGCUCCUGCCUGGCCAGACCGGCUGUGCCUGGAGAGGAGCCAGGCUCGGGGAGCCGACGUCGCCACCUGCACACAAUGCCAGAGCCGGGCUGGCCCCAGCAGAGCAGCCUGGUGCUCAGUGCCAUGGGCCAGAGCCACGAGCCUGGCCACUGCGGGGGACACAGCCGAGGACACGGCGCUGGGGAUACCUGAGGACACGGGUCUGCACGUGCGCGUGGUUUUCCUGCAAGGUGCUGGGGUCCCCUUCCCUUCCGCUGCUCCACCCCAGCCAUGGGCAGGAUGCGACCCAUCCCCUUUCCUGAACACAGUGUAGGGAGAGGGAGAAGAGGAAGACUACAGGGAUGGAGCUGUGCCAGCUCCUCAAUGAGACACAAUGGCCAGAGCACAAAGGGACUCUGGUUGUCCCCACUGAUCCUGCCUGUCCUUCUGUCUAUUGGUGAAGUCCUGGUGCUUUCUGCCCUGGAACUGCCUUGCAGUGCUAGUGCUGUGUUCCAGCAGGACCCUGUCUCCCCUGCCCUGUGGAGCAGCCUGGAGUGUGUGGAGGGACAUGGGCAGUGAAUCCUCCUCCCAUGACCUCUGUGGGGGUGGCAGUGGCCCAGUAAGUGGUUGGGCUGUGGCUGCACCGAGCAGUCGCUCCAGCCCCUGUCUCUGCACAGGAGGGAGAACUGGGAAUGAGGUGGGCUGGGAGCUGAGGGCAGACACAGCUUGUGGCAGGUGUUAGAGCCUUGAAGUCCAAGCUGGAAAAGCAUCCUCUUGGAGACCAGCAGGAGUUAGUGCUGCAGGAGGAGGUAACCCAGAGGUACAUGGGGCAGAGGGUGCCCUGGGUGCCCCACCACAGCCCUGUUUCUCAGGGCACAGUGCUCUUACUGCCCCUCAGAGCACUGCUUAGCUCCAUGGAGAGGCAGCUUCUGACAGGGAAGGAGUAAGCUGUGGACCACUUUUCCUCUGCUCCAUGGCAUGGUUUUCCCUGCUGAAUCUCUUCCUCCCUUCACAGGCAAUGGGAGCUCAGUGGAGACCCAGAGCAGCUCUCUGCAGAAGCCCUGCUCUUGCAGAGCUGCCCAUAGCCUUGCCCCAGGCAUGGUCAGUAAUGUUUUCACCCCUUUCCUCUCUGCUUCUUCCAGCUCCUUUAGUGCCCUGACCUGAGUCACUGCCUUGCACUGCUGGGACUGUCUCCUCCAUGCAUCCAGUCUCCCACCCUCACCAGUACCAGGAGUGGGAAGCACACUCUGUGUGGGGACACACUGCUUGGGGCAUUUGGUACCUCACUGGCCUGGAUGAGAGGGGCAGAUCCUUGCAAAGCAUUUAACUCAGAACAGGUUACAUCAUGCAGGUUAAACCCUCCAAUAACACCUUCCCAAAUCUCGAUGUGGUAGCAACGCCCCAAAACGCCUCCUGCUCUUGUGAGCCAGAGCCCUGCUGCUCACUGGGCCCAGCUCUGCAUGCUGCCGCUGCGCUCCGACAUUAACCUACUAACCCGCUGGGACCCUGUGCCCUCACCGGGGGCUGGCACAGCCCCUGGCACACGGACUAACCCACUAACUGGCCCCAGUGCAUGCCCUACUAACCCACAGCCAGCCCUGCCUCACACCCACUAACUGUGGCGGCAGUGCUGCCUUUAAAGGGGAACGGAAAAGCUGGGAAAGGAGAUUUGGAAGUGCCAGGUGUCAGUGCCAGGCUGUACAGGCAGGGACGGGCAAGGGCAGCCCCAGCUGUGGGCAGGAGAGGGGAUUGGCAGCCCCUGCCCAGCAUUGGGCCGUGUCCAUCAAGCUUUGCCUAUACAGGCAGCCCCAGCCCCAGCUGUGAGCAGGAGGGAGGACUGGCAGCCCCUGCCCAUGCAAGCAGCCCCUGUUCUGGGCAGGAGAGGGGACCAGCAGUCCCUGCCCCAGGCAGGAGAGGGAACCAGCAGCCCCUGCUCUGGGCAGCCCUUGCCAGCACGAGGAGAGGGUUUCUCCUCGCACGCCCUGCCCGGCUCUGCCCGUGAGCCUGUUGCUGACUAGGAGCCUAAAACGGUUUUAUCAGCAGAAGCUUUUCAGUUCCUUUUUAAGCCAGUAGAUCUCUGUUACUAACACAUUCCUGAACUGAAUUAAACAAACUAACCAUUGCUGCUUUUCUCUUCAUUUCUCUUCCAGUGUGUGUGUCCUAAGGCAGACCGGUGCCCUGCUUCUGUUACUAACCUGUACUUCUGUUAGCACUGUACUAAUCCUUCCUGACCUGUUUCUCUCUUGCUACUAACCAACUCUCUUUGCACUUUGCCUCUCGGAUGCUAUUUGCCAUGACAAGUGACGGUGGCUCCUCCUGGACUUCUGGUUAUCAACCUGCAGCACCCCAAUUUUCAGUGCUGCUGAGCAUCCCUGGCUCCCAUUCGGUGCGAUGGAAAGGAAGAUACCUUUACUGGAGGGUUUUGAAAAUUUCCCCAUUUGCCUUCUGUUUUCUGAGAAAUUUCAUGUGGCACAAUGAGGAAAAGAGGCUGAGAGGCAGUAGGACAAUACAAAACCAUUAAUAAUGACCAGUAAUGGCUGUAAAGAUCCAGCAAACCCAGAGAGAUUCAGCCACAGAGUGAUGCUAUUGCCCAUGAGCCCCACCAGAGCCUGAGUUUGGAGCUCUCCUGGGGCCCCACGUCAUCUGUCAUGGGGAAUGGUCUUGUGCUGCUCCCUGAAUUGGCUCACGGACACUCCCGGGCUCCUCUCUUCACUCCCUUUGUCUUUCCACAGUUUAUCUUGUGCCUGGUGCAUGUGGAAGCUGUUGCCAGCAGCGUGGGCGUGACUAACCAUACCUGUGUGUGACCGCUGGGCUGGUAAUGAGCCAAGGGCAGGAGGGGGCAGUGGGUAUCAGAGGGGGCUCUGCCAUCAGGCUGUGAUGGAGGCACAGCCUGGGCUUUGCUUUCUGUUUGUCUGUCAGUUGGAGGAACGUUCCCAGCCUCUCAGGGGUCCUGCCAAGGUGAAGGCUCCAGGACCUGGCCUAUCAGUGUAGGUUUGGACAUGGGCUGGUGACCCAGGGCCAGGCACCACCAGUGUUCAGGACUGCCAUGACCAGCGGGGCAAAGCCAAGCCCUGUGUGCCAGCAGAGGAUGGUGGCCCUGUGCUGCUGGUAGGCAUGGGCUGGCUCAUGAGGACAUCCCAGACCGUGGCUGCUGUGGGGACACAGCAGUGUGGGGCUGUCCCUACCAAGGGUCAGGGCAGCUCUGUCUGGGGGUUACAGAUCCAGGCAGCAUCCAGCUCUGGCUGCUCUUUCUUGGCUUUGCUUUAUGCUCACUAACCCCAUGGUCUCCCCAGUCACUAUCACUGGCUGGUGUCACCAUCACCCCACAGCAGCUCCUGCCUUCAAUGGAAGGCAGAACCAGAGUGGGGUCCCCCCGGAUGGCUGGGUCCACCCCCUAAUGCUGCCACUACUCCUGGGCAUCCCAGCUCUGCACUGACACAAGCCUGCUCCUUCAGCUGGGGUGUCCCUGGGCUCUCAGGCUGAUGGGGGUCCCCUCCUCACCCAGCUCCGUGUCUGUCCAACCUCCACCUUAUUCCACUAACCGUGUGCCUACCCUUCCCCCACACAGCUGGCACCAGGGUGGGUUUUUGGGCUGAUGCUCCUAUGUUUGAUGGAAGGGGGACACAGGGCCCUGCUGUGGGCUGGGGGCAGAGGAGGAAGCAGGGCUGUGGGGACAGGAAUGGGCUAGGAGGAUAAGCCAGGUUGGGCACAGGGUGGGCAGGUUCAGGGCUCCUGCACAGGUAGGAGCACCACCAGCACUGGGCUGGGGUUUUCAGAGCCCACCAUUGUGAGGGACUCUCCUCUCUGCCCCAUAACCCCUCUUUCUGCUCCAGAGCAGCCCUCCUGCACCCAGGGGGACCUCCCCAGGCUGGUCACUGAGGGGAGUCAUGGGACCACAAGUCACCCUGAUAGCUAAGAGGAUGCACUGGGCAAAUGUGGCCCUCCAGGGGCAGCCAAUGCUACCCACAGACCUGUCAGUGGGGACAGGCCACUUUGGGUAGCUGCUCCCCUUGCAGAGCCACCAUUGCUGAGCUGAGCAGGCCUGGAGGGCAGGGAGGCUUCCCCAAACAGCCUGGUUGCUCCUUUCCUCUGCUCCAGCACCUUGGGGCUCCCUGCCCCUGCUCCCCAAUUCUUGCAGCUGGCAGAGGAGUUGGUCAGUCUGUCUGUCUGUUUCUCCCACUUCGCUGGUGCAGGGAGGAGUGGGGCUGGGGCACCCCAGCAGCAACAUGGGCAGAGGUCAGAAGGUGUCACUCAGCCCUAGGUGCACCAUCUUGCCCAGGGUGCCCCAGACCAAGCUGGCCAGGGCUGCCCCUGCUCUGCAGGACCCCACACUCACCCCAUGUCAGCACGGUGAGAGCGGGCACAGCCACAGUGGGACUGGACUGGACACUGGAGUGGGGCGUGGGGAUGCUCUGGGGCAGGGAGUCCUGGAGUGGCCUCAGCGGUGUGAGCAGGAAUCCCGCAGGUCACCACGGCCCUGAGGAUGAACCCACAGCCCCGAGGAUGUCCCCGCUGCCUGUAAUGUCUACUGUGAACAUGGCAAGUGUGCAACCA
Molecule: messenger RNA, 13171 nt
Organism: Pseudopipra pipra
Lineage: Eukaryota; Metazoa; Chordata; Aves; Passeriformes; Pipridae
Gene: CRYBA4
Product: crystallin beta A4
Exons: 7
Coding region: 4428-5018 (196 amino acids)
Biological process (GO): visual perception; lens development in camera-type eye
Molecular function (GO): structural constituent of eye lens
Source: RefSeq, a predicted model, not a curated record